Entamoeba nuttalli P19 is the source of this 3222-nucleotide messenger RNA. Its product is annotated as centromeric protein E, putative. Bases 1 to 3222 code for a protein of 1073 amino acids. Lineage: Eukaryota; Evosea; Mastigamoebida; Endamoebidae. The record is from RefSeq and is a predicted model, not a curated record. The transcript has a single exon.
AUGACAACAACAGAAGGGACAAGAAAUGCAAUGGAUGUUAUUCAUAAUGGUGAAUGGACAUUAGACAGUGACAAAGAAUUUCUAGAAUACAUUAAAGAAAUCCAUAAUACAAUAUUAGGUUCUUGUAAUCAACUCACUAACCAAAUGCAAGAAGCAACAAAAAAUAUCAACCUCCUUGAAUUACAGGUUCGAUCAACAGGAGAUGAAUUUGUAUAUAUCAGUCAAUCUCAAUAUCUUGAAAAUAAAGUGGCUGAAUAUGAAAUUAAAGAAGAUGACGAGAAAGUAAGUACAGAAAUAAAAGAUAUUGAAGAUGAUAAAUUGUUUGAGAUUGCUCUUGAAAAGGGACUUCAAAUGAUUAAUGGAAUUAAUAUCAAUGAAGGAAAGAAUUUUGUGGAUGAAAUUGAAUAUAUUGGAUAUCCUCAAUUAUCAAAAAAUCAAGAACAAAAGCAAGUGAACACAACAGAACCAACUCAACCAACUGUUUCUGCAUCAUCAAUUCCAACUGUUUCUGUAUCAUCAACUGGAGAAAUUAAAACUGGAGAAAUCCCACCCCCACCUCCAUUACAUAUUGAUUCAUCAGGAAACCCAAUUUUAUCAUCUUCACCAAGGGUCAAUUCUGAGAAACACGAACAAGAAACCCAAGUGAUUUCAGAAGAACAACAAAAAGAACAACAACAGGAUGAACAGACUACAAAGAAAAUAUCAAUUAUAGAAGAAAUUAAACAAAGAGGAUUCAGACUACCACAACCAGGAGAUAAAAAACCAGAUUCACCAACCAACAUCCCUAAUCCCAAAGUUGAAAAUAUAGAAGAAAUUAAAACAGAAGAACCACCAAAUAACAAAGUACAUGAACCUGAAAAGAAGGAAGAGCAAACUGAUGAUGUUACUAAAUUACUAAUAGAAUCAAAACAUAAGAGAGAAACUACCUCUAAUAAACUAUCAACUAUCUUAAGUUUUGAUGAUGAUAACGUUGAUUUUAAAACAAAAACAAUAGAAAAAAAGAAAGAAGAUUCACAGAAAAAAGUAAAAGAAAAGAAGAAGAAAGUGGAAUUUGAAAAUUUGUUUGAUGAUAAAGAGGAUGUUGAUAUUUUGGAAGUAUUAGCCUCUUCACUUGACACAAAAAAAGAAACUAAGACAAGCACAGUUCAACGUCUAGAUGAAAAGAAAAAAACAUCAGAAGAUUUUAUUGAUUUAUUACUUGAAAAGAAAGUAGAGGAAAAAGAAAAGAAACCAGCAAAAAAGAAUAGAAAGAUUGAUGUUCUGUUUAGUGAUGUUAACGAAGAUACUGAUGUCUCCCAACAAAACAAAAAUCAAACGCCAAUAGAAAAGAAAGAAGAAUCACACAAAGAGAAUAUUCAAGAAGAAAAGAAAGAAGUAACAGAAAAGAAUCUAGACCCUUUGUUUGGUGAUGUUAUAAUCAAACAACCUGAAGCUCAAAGAGAAGAACCAACAACAAUUCCAUCAUCUUCAGAAAAGAAAGAAAACUUCAAACCCCAAAACAACCAACCAAAACAAGAGAUUACCAAGAAAGAAAUAAAAGUAGAUAAUUUAUUUGAAGAUAUUGAAAUCCAAUCCAACUCCCAACUUACUGUGGAUAAGCAGAAGAAACAAAAGUCAGAAAUAAAAGAGAAACCAAAGAUUGAUGAUCUUUUUGGAGAAAGUACUGUCAAGUCUCAAGAAAAUAAAACUGAAAAGAAAACGUCUACAGCCGAUCCGUUGUUUGGAUCAACAAUUGUUAAGAAGGAAGUUAAAAAAGAAGAGUCUCACAAAAAGAUUAUUGACAAUCUCUUUGAAGAUGACAAGCCUCUAGAAAAGAAAAUAGAGAGUCAAACAAAUCAAAAGCCAAAGAAAGAAAUUGAUGACAUUUUCAGUAUUGAAACACCAACAAAACUAUCUAACAAUGAAACAGUAACACCCCAGCAUCAACAAAAUUCAAAAAAGAUAGUUGAUAAUUUGUUUGAAACUGAACCAAAGCCAAAAGACCCACCGAAAAAAACUCAAGAACCUAAACAAUACCAGAAAAAAGACAUUGACAACCUAUUUGAAGAACCAAAGGUUGUUUCAGGUAUCUCUAAUACAAAGAGUAAACACAAGAAACCAGAAAUAGACGAUUUGUUUGGAGACACAAAAGUAGAAGAUGCUAAACAAGUACCAACAAAUGAACGAAAAACAAAGGAUUUAUUAGAAAGUACUCAAGUAAAUGAUAUUAAGAAGGAAGGAGAGAAAAAGCAAGAACAAACAAAGAAAAUUGAUGAUUUGUUCACCUUUGAUGAUAUUUCUAAGCCAAAGGAAGAAACUAAGAAAUCUCAGACAAAGACAAUACAAGUUGAUGACUUAUUUGGAGAUAUCAACACAACACCAACACAACCUAAACAACAAGAAGAAAAGAAAAACCAAUCUAAAAAGAAAAUAGAUAAUGUCUUUGAAGCAGAGACUAAGCAACAAGAAGUAAAGGCUCAAGGAAGUAAGGUAUCUAGUAAAAUUGAAGCAUUGUUUUCAACAAAAGAAGAGCCAAAGAAAAAACCAGUUAGUGAUAGUGAAACCAAAGCAGAAAAGAUGACAAAAACACAAACAAAAACUAAGUUAGAAGGUAUUUUUGGGAAUAAACCAAUCAUGGGAGGACCAGCACCAAUAAGACCAAAGCCAGUGGAACAGAAAAAAGAAGAAAGUAAUGAAGAGACAAUCGAGAUUCGACAUGACGGUAAAAUCAGUAGAAGAAGUGUGUCAGGUCCAAAAGGAAGAAGAAGACCAACAAUGAAAAAGAUUCAAUUUGAUGAACAUACUGAACGACUCAUGAAAGAAAUCAAUAACAAUAAGAUUCAGGAAAGCAACAAAGAAAGGAUUCAAGAUUUGUUAGAUGGCAAAGAAGUAAAACCUAUUAGAACAGAUAACAUUAAACACCAAGAGGAUGAUGAAUUGACAAAAGAAGUUCAUGUAUUAGACAAAGAAGAAAAGGAAGAUGCUGAGGAUAGUGAUGGUUUUGUUAUUGAAGAUGACCAACCAUCAAGCACAACAAAUAUUAGUGCCAAAGAGAAUGAUAUUAAAGAAAAUGAUACUGAACAUAAGGAACAAGUAAAGGGUGAUGACACAACAGUAAUAGAGGAAGUAUUUGAAUCGAAGGAAGAAGAUAAGAAAAAUGAAGAAGACAUUAUUAAGAAGUCAGAUAAACCAAUUGAUAAUAGUAAAAUCUGCUCAGAAUUUGAUUUUGAUGAUUUCUUUUGA